GUCAAUAUUGUUAACUGAUCCGUAUAUGGACACUUCAUUAGUGCCAAUAAUGACAUAUCUUCCUACAUGGAGAUAGCUGACGCCCACGGGUAUGGCUGAGGGGCUCGAAGAAUAUCUAUCCAAGUAUCCCCAACUCUUCUAGUCCAAUUACUGUACUAUAUACGAGCCUUGAUUGCCCUCCCCAUCUCCAGUUCGUCCGAGUCUUUCGCUCUCUCGUCGUAUCUGUCCCCCGUCCCCAUCGCUCUACUACAGGAUGAGCAGUCCAGCAGGACCGCCAGUUCCAACAGGGCCCUUCAUCGACCCAUCUAAGGAACCACUACCUCCCAGAGCCGUACUACUGGUAGCCCCCGUAACCACAUUCUUCAUCUUGGCAAUAAUAUGUAUCGGCCUUAGACUGUGGGCGAAGCGCAUAAAGAAGAUCUCGCUUCGGUUCACUGACUAUGCUAUCAUUGCUGCUGCCGUCUUUUCGGCGGGGUAUCUUUCUAUCUGCUGGCUAGUGGUUCAACAAGGCGGCGUUGGCUUCCCGCUUAUACGAGUGGCUCCCCCGCAGCGUACAAUUACACAAAAGUCAUUCGUCGUAGCAUGGCUCCUGCAAGCGUGGGCCAACACUUUCGUGCGGUUAUCUAUCCUCGACUUCAUAGCGCAGGUAUUUUCCGUAAAGAAGUUCCGCAAGGUAGUCUACUUCUUCGAGGGGUGCGCGAUCGCGUACCUAGUCGGCUGCACGAUAACUUUCUUCGCUAUCUGCAGACCCAUUAAGUACAACUGGGAGAUUGGGCCUGCGGUUAUGCAGUACUGCGGCAACUUGAGCAUGAAGUUUCUCCUCAGCUCCGUCUUCAACCUCAUCCUUGACGUGUGCAUACUGGUCCUUCCGAUGCCUAUGCUCUGGACGUUGCAGUUGAACUCACGCAAGAAGAUCGCCUUGACUGUCGUCUUUGGCCUUGGUAUCUUUGUUUGUUUCGCUACUGCAUGGCGUACAUAUAACGUGGUCCACUUCUCCACCCCGGAAGCGAAGUUGAACUUCACCAUGACAGUCGUCGAAGACGCCCUGUGGUCCGGACUCGAGGUCAACCUCGGCAUCAUCAACGCGUGUCUUCCUGUCAUGCCUGCGGCGCUGCAGAGAAUCUUUAAGAUCCCCUUUCUUAGGCUCAUCUCCUUCUCAACAUGGCGCCCCGCCAGCGGCUCUGAAGUCUCAGGUUUAAGGCCGACGUGGAUGCGUCUCGGCAGCACCAAGGGCGACAAGACCGGAAGUAUCUCCCGCAAGGUCGAGUAUUCAGUAGAUGUUGAAGCGAAUCCCAUGGACCACAUCCCGAUGGAGAACAUGGGUUCAACGACGAAGCUGGCCGACAACCAAUGGACAACGUAUAAUUACACUGCUACGAAUCAGUAUCAUCCUAGCGGGAAGCCUCAAGGUCUCCCGGAGCAAUGUGUUCAACAUCGGUAUAGUCAGAGCCAACAUCUACAAAAUCAAUAUCCCCAGGCUCAAUAAAGGGGCAACUUGGAGGUUUAGAUUAUGGGGAUGGCUAACUGGUUGGGGGCGAGCAUUUCAAUCUUAUUGUAUCGUGUUUAUCUCCUGUACAUAUAAACCAAAGCUACCUAUACAGUAGUUUUCACGUUGAUGUUUCACGUUGAUGUCUGCAUUUAAUGAAAUUUUACUUUAUCAUCAAUAUAGAAAUUCUUAGAA
Messenger RNA from Daldinia decipiens, 1681 nucleotides. RefSeq lists its product as uncharacterized. The transcript is spliced from 4 exons. The record is from RefSeq and is a predicted model, not a curated record. Lineage: Eukaryota; Fungi; Ascomycota; Sordariomycetes; Xylariales; Hypoxylaceae. The coding region runs from base 254 to 1486 and encodes 410 amino acids.